Messenger RNA from Saprolegnia parasitica CBS 223.65, 3155 nucleotides. RefSeq lists its product as hypothetical. Gene Ontology annotation, cellular component: perinuclear region of cytoplasm; nucleus; cytosol. Bases 1 to 2934 code for a protein of 977 amino acids. The record is from RefSeq and is a predicted model, not a curated record. NCBI's taxonomy places the organism in Eukaryota, Oomycota, Saprolegniomycetes, Saprolegniales, Saprolegniaceae. Gene Ontology annotation, molecular function: GTPase activator activity; small GTPase binding. Gene Ontology annotation, biological process: nucleocytoplasmic transport; activation of GTPase activity. The transcript is spliced from 5 exons.
AUGGCAGCCGAGUUGGUGUCAAUGGAGCUGCGCGGACCCGAGAUAGCCGAGAGCCCGCUGCGGCGCCGGCGCAAGAAGGGCGAAGGCUUCCCUCGCGCCAUGCUCUGGUCGUGGACCUCGGACGCGGACAAGGCAGAGGCGCUGGCGCGAAAGGACGACAGCGACAGGCGCACCUCGACUGCGUCCCAGCGCAUGCCUGCUAUCGCACCAACGUCGCCACAGCUGCCGCGCCGCGUGGCCAACCAGCGACCGCUCAAGGCCAAGGUCGCGCGCGUGACCCGGCGUCUCUCCAUGUACAACGUGGGCGGCGGCAAGUGUGGCACGGCGAUCGCGAACAGCACGCUGGCCCCGCUCUCCAAUGCCGUCCUGCCGCCGCCCAAGUCGAGUUCGUGCUUGGACCGCAUCCUAACGGAUGACGCCGCUGAGCUUGUGCCGAUCAAGCCCGCAGCCGCAGGGCCACUGCUUGACGAUACGCUCCUUGACGAACCCAAAAUCGAGCCGCCCACCGACGCCGACUACCUCUGCGACGACGUCAACGACCGCUUCUGGCGCAUCUACCAAGACGGCGCACGUCGCGUGACGCGCCCGGACUCGUCCCGCGGACGCUACCUUCGGCACUGCGAAGACGAGGCGCUCUUACCGUUGCCUGUCCUCGACUUGCGCUUGCACAAGGCGCCGCAACCGCACUAUUCCGCCGAUGGCGGACUCUCGUAUGUCAACUACUUUCUUGGCGACAAGCGCGCCGAGGCGCUCGGUAAUGCGCUCGAGCUGCUUCCGGUUCGCAUCUCAAGCAUCGCGAUGACUCAUGCUGGGAUCUCUGGCCAAGGCUCGGCGGCCGUCGUCACAGGGGUGAGGAAGGAAGACUUGCUCCAGCUCAACUUUGCCCACAACCACAUUGGCGCGAAAGGCUACAUGAAACUCAAUACGGUAUUGGACGAUACGUCGUUGAAUCUCCAAGUGCUCGAUCUGAGCAACAAUCAGCUCGGCGAUCAGUCAGUGACCGCGCUCGUCAAGGCGCUUCUGAAACGCUGCACACUUACGUCCCUGGUCCUGAGCCACAACAAAGUCUUUCAUUCGGCCAAGCUCCUCGGCGACCUGCUGCGGGUCAAAACGGCCUUGACGCACUUGGAUCUGUCGUGGAACCAGAUCCGGGGCGACCCAGCGUGCCACUUGGCGACCGCGAUGGCCGAGAACGACACGCUUCUGGACCUCGUCCUCUCGGAUAACUCGCUCGGCAACAGUGGCGGCGCCGACAUUCAGCUCGCGACGAGCCUCCUUCUGAACACGACGCUCGCGAACUUGAACGUGUCCAACAACCAUAUCAAAGGCCGCGCCGUCUUUGUAUUUGUGGACAUGUGCAAGUCGAACGCGACGAUCGCGCAUCUCAACGCGAGCAGCAACCCGAUCGGGACCGCGGCCGUCGAGGCCAUCUUGCAUGCGAUGGCGACGGCGAGCAUGAAGUGUGUGUGGGAUCUCUCCAACUGCAACAUUGAGAUCCAAGAGUAUCUGUACAGCCCUACCUACUGCACGGGGCCGUACACGCUCAACUUGGCCGACCGCAGCGACCACGUCGUGCUCAAGGAGCUGCUGAGCAUGCACGCCGCCAACCGCAUCUCAUUUUCCAACGUAUCGCUCAACGGACAGCCCUUUGCGCUCUCCAAAGGCACGUGCGUGCUUCCGCCGCACCUCGCGACGUCCAAAGUCGAGCGCGGGCAAAUCCCGUUCCAGGGCACAUUGGCCUUGCACGUGACCAAGGACGAAGAAGCGAGCCCCGACUUGCACUUGCGGGACGCCGAGUUCGAGACGAUCAAAGACCUCAUCGGCCACUCGUUCGACUUGGACGACCACAAGAAGAUGACGAUGAUCAAGAUCCUCGCCGACGGCUUUUGCGUGACCGUCAACCAAGCGAGCGCACUCCUCGCCCUCUUUCGCUCGCCGACGUGCCAAGCCGAGAAGGCGUCGGCGGCGGCCGCGCUCAUUCCUCAAAUCUCCAACUCGCACCACCACACCGUCGACCGCGACGCGUACCUCGGAAGUCCCGGACCGGUCAAUGGUGUCUUCUUUGAGGACAAGGACAACGACGGCAAGAUCGAUGUGUGUGGCGACAUAACGGUUCUCGUCGGCCUCCAAGGCCUCGACCAGAUCGAACAAGGGUAUGUCGAGCAAAAGCUCGGCAAAUGGAUCGCGUUCAACCCAACCAACCCGACGGGUUUUACCGGCUCAACAUGUCCAACUUUGUCGACAGAAGGAUCAUGCUCAAGCUCAUUGAAGCCAACGUCGGUGACCGUCGGUUCCGCGCCGCCCACAAGCUCCCGGACGUCUCGCAGCACGGCAACAACAACGGGUUUCGCAAUGCGCGGUACAACCACAAGCCGAUUUCGCUCGAUGCCUCGUGGUCGCUGCCUCGCCACGGCGUGCUCGAGUUUGACUUUGUCGCGACGCGUCGGCCGCCCGCGGGCGCGGUCGCGCUCUCGGACGCGGCCUUUGAGCAGUUUUCAAAGAGUUCAAAGCGAUUCCCGACAUGAAGCUCGUCGGGCUCCGCGCGAUUUCCAACUUGUAUUUCACGGCGCGGCACGCGCAGCGCCUCAUGGAGUACUUUUCGCCGUACGAAAAGCUCGACAACACGCUUGUGCGCCUCGAAGUGUUCGUCAUUCUACUCGGUCGCAUCGUCGACGAAGCCAACUUUUCGGAUGCGCUCAGUAUCCUCGACGCCAAGGCCCGCAAAAAACUGCUGGACCGCGUCGGCAUCGUUCAGGUCUUCAAUCCGCUUUCGCCCGGCGGCAAGUACGACCUCAGCCUCGACGAGCACGACCAGCGCUAUGUCGCGACGCUCUUGCUGCAGCUCGCGCGCGCCCAAGAAGGGUCCUUGCAAGACGUGACCUUGAACGGCGCCGACGUCGAGAACCUCCACGCGCUCUGGCUGUGCGACAAUGAUGUCCCGAGAGAAGGCGUGUUGAAAUGCAAGUUUAUGUCGGCCAACCGGUGCAACUCGAUCGUGCAGCUCAGCGAAGGCAGUCUCAUGCGCCGUCUCUCACAGUCGAUCGUGUUUCGACCUGGCGACGCAUCUUCCUUGGCCGAGGAGUAGACUCGAGAAACAGAACGCUCUUAUUUAUGUCGCCUUCUUCUGCGUCAACUACGAGCGCACUCGCAUGAGC